Molecule: messenger RNA, 1400 nt
Organism: Paralichthys olivaceus (Japanese flounder)
Lineage: Eukaryota; Metazoa; Chordata; Actinopteri; Pleuronectiformes; Paralichthyidae
Source: RefSeq, a predicted model, not a curated record
UCAGCCUCUGUCCGGUGGUCUUCUCGCGUCCUCCUCUGUCUUCUGCAGUUUCUCUUUUGUUUUCACCGGUUUCUCUCUCUCCACGUGUUUACUGUCGGUACUGCUCGAUGGCCCAGGCCGGGGUGGUGCUGGACCGGGACCAGUUUAACUGCUCCAUAUGUCUGGACGUGCUGAAGGACCCGGUGACGAUCCCCUGCGGACACAGCUACUGCUCCAGGUGCAUCCAGGACUACUGGGACCAGGACGACUACCUGGGGGUCUUCAUGUGUCCGCAGUGCCGUCACAACUUCAACCCGAGGCCGCCUCUGGCCCGGAACACGAUGCUAGCCGACGUGGUGGAGAAGUUCCGGAAGACCGGACUCCAGGAGGCCGCGACGCCCGAGAGCCAGAGCUUCGCGGAGGGCGACGACGUGGAGUGUGACGUGUGCACCGGGAGGAAGAACCGGGCUGUCCGGUCGUGUCUGGUGUGUCUGGCCUCCUACUGCGACGUCCACGUCCGGCCCCACUACGAGUCCGCCGCCUUCAAGAAGCACCGGCUGGUGUGGGCCUCCAAGAAGCUGCAGGAGACCAUCUGUCCCCGGCACGACAAGCUGCUGGAGGUGUUCUGCCGCACCGACAAACAGUGCAUCUGCUACCUGUGUCUGACGGACGAGCACAAGGGACACGACACGGUGCUGGCUGAGACAGAGGCUCAGGACAGACAGAGGCAGCUCGGCGACAUGAAGCAGAGCUCACAGCUGAGAAUUCAGCUCAGAGAGAAGGAGGUCCAGGAGCUGAGACAGGCCAUUUUCUCUGUCUCGCGCUCUGCUCGGGCCACAGCUGAAGAAAGCGAUGCCCUCUUCACCGAGCUGAUUCGGUCGAUCGAGCUGAAACGCUUUGAAGUGAGGGAGCUGAUCAAAGCCCAGGAGAAGACGGCCGUCAGUCAGGCUGAGCAGCUGCUGGACAAGAUCCAGAAGGAGAUCGCCGAGCUGAAGAAGAGCGAGGCCGAACUGGACAAACUUUCCCACACCGACGACCACAUCCACUUCCUCCAAAGCUGUCAGUCCUUCCACGCUCCACCUGAGCUGUCAGCUUUGCCUCCAGUCACCAUUGACCCCAAUCUCACCUUCAGCACAGUGAUGACAGCUGUGUCAGAUUUUAAAGGACUGUUGCAGGAGGUUUGCCAGGGAGGAUUUAUCAGCAUCUACGAGAGAGUCAGAGAAGUGGUGAUUGUAGGUUCUUCAAAUCCUGCUGCACAGACAGACUCGACAGAUGCUGGUGACACUGCAUCAAACUUAUUUAUGGAAGCAACAGCAGCGAUCUCUCCGCCUGGGCUGGACCAAAGUCCCGUGAGUCCUCUCAACCCCUUCCUCACCCAGGGAGCUGUGCCCACGUUUGCUCUCUCACCAUUUGGUAAAUAG